Xyrauchen texanus (razorback sucker) is the source of this 4148-nucleotide messenger RNA. RefSeq names its product voltage-dependent calcium channel beta subunit-associated regulatory protein-like. Gene Ontology annotation, biological process: negative regulation of calcium ion-dependent exocytosis; negative regulation of voltage-gated calcium channel activity. The transcript is spliced from 10 exons. The record is from RefSeq and is a predicted model, not a curated record. Lineage: Eukaryota; Metazoa; Chordata; Actinopteri; Cypriniformes; Catostomidae. The coding region runs from base 126 to 2834 and encodes 902 amino acids. Gene Ontology annotation, cellular component: secretory granule; plasma membrane. Gene Ontology annotation, molecular function: transmembrane transporter binding.
CAUAAACUCCUGCUGCCGUCAGGAUGAGAUGGAACGCGUUUGCUGGAGGAUGAUGAGCGCUUAUAACGCGUCCCUCACACGGACAGCAUGAAUUACUGAUAGGCGUCACACACACGUGUUAAAUCAUGAGUGAUGAGUCUCCUGUACAGACCCGCAUCACCACUGACGUGCCAUUGACAUCUGGCAUGCAGGACAACUACGUGCUUCUGCUGGUGUUGUUGUGUGUGUUUGCUGGCGGGACGCUGAUCAUUCUGUCCAUCCUGCUCAUCUUCUGUCACCGCUGCUGUCGAGGAGGACGCCGAUACUCCAGAGCCAGUGAUGAUCUGGAGAAAACCAACACCACAUACGUAGAGGAGAUUCUACCAACACAAGAUGUGACCAUCAGACUGGAGAGCGGCGAGUCCCUGUCCAUGUCCAGUUGUCAUGGCGAUACAGACACAGAGCAUUUCCUGUCUGCCGCGUGCACAGGGCGACGGGUGUCGUUCAACGAGAGCGCCGUCUAUGAGCAGAGCGCCAAAGACCAAGAGAAAGGUCGUAGGUACACGCUCACAGAGGGCGACUUUCAUCACCUGAAGAAAGCUCGUCUGACUCACCUGCACAUACAGACUCCUGCCCUGAACAUCCUCACCAUCAUGGAGUGUGACUCACCUGAGAACAGCGUCAGUGUCACCGAACAGCCCUCGCACACUCCCGCCCUCGCUAUAUUUCAGCCCAGCGAGGGCCCGUCUCCAGAGCCGCCCGUCUCGUGGAAUGGUCAAAGUCCCGUCAGCGCUCUGCCUGGAGAUUCGCUCAACUCCACCCUGAACGCCAGCGUUAUUAACGGCAACCCCGAAUACGCCACGAAACCACCACGAUCGCAAACCGUGGAGUUGAUAAGCAGCACUGUGCCGACGGAGACGGAUUCUGGUUCCGGUCCGGUCACGAUUCGCUCCGGUCCGGCUCUGACUCACGGCACCAUGUUUCAUUUCCUGUCAAAACUUCGGCGUCAUGCCAGUCUGGAGGGCGCUGCGCCAUUCUUCGCCGUCAAGAAGUGGAAGUUUGACACCAUUCAGAGAGCAGCGAGUCUUGACAUAAAAGGAUCUCCACGGAGACGUGCGUUUCAGAGCCAGAGAGCGACCAGCGAGACUCUUGAGCAAGACGAGGAAAAUUUCCAAGGUGGAGUCGGUGACUUCCUGCUGCGCAAACCCCCUAUUCAGCCACAGGCGGAUCCCCUCAGACGGCUCUCCGCGAGCUCUCUGGACACCAGCGCAGGGCUUCCCGCCCCACUCAGCAGGUUAGAGGUCCAGGCCGUAAUGGAGGUCAGUUAUCAAGUAGAGGGCGUGAUGACAGACGAGGCACUAAUGCUUCCCUCAUCCUGCCAACCUCUGGAGAUGGACAUCGCUGCUGAUGAGGAUAGACAGGAAAUUAUGGCAGGAGCAUCAGGAGGAGAUACUGAAGAAUUUGGACUAGCUUGCCGUCAGGACAGUUUGGAGCAGCCGAGCCUGUAUCGUGACAUCUGGAGCCUGAGAGCUUCCCUGGAGCAGUACGCCUCUUCUGACCUGAGCAGCAACGACAGAGACUCCACUCGCAGUGAUGCCGACAGCGUCUGCUCGGUAGGUGCCUCGAGAAUGGGCUUCCCCGGCAACCAAUCGCAAGACAUUGAUGAUGAGAUGGACGGGGACGGCGAGUUGCAGUACAACGAUGUGUUCAGGGACGCAGGUCUGAGGAGAAACGGAAGAGAUAGCGUGGACUCUGAACGAGGCAGUGACGGAGAGACGGGCAACCGGAAGCUGUUGCAGAUGGACAGCGGUUAUGCGUCGAUCGAGGCGCCGUGCAAGGCUCCGGAGGAAUUUCGACUCUUUGGAAGUGCUUCUCUGAAGACUGCUUCAGAACGCCGCCGCUUUUUCACAAAUGCUGGGCGGAAAGGGACGGUUUGCGAGAGUUUUGAGGCGCGGCUAUUCAAGGAAGAACUAGAAGACGAGGUUCCAGAAAGCAGCGUGACUCUGGCGGCAGAUAAUCCGAUUAGUGUUACUCCAGAACUCACUUCCGAACCCAAACCCAGGCCGCGCUUCCGGCGUCGCGACUACAGCAUCGAUGAGAAGACUGAGGCACUGUUCAAUGAAUUCUUGCGCCACGAUCCUCAGUUUGACCAGCAGGGGUCGCCCUCAUUGCGACACCGCCAUCGCUCACGUAUCCAUCUUCGGAAGCAGUGGCAGCGCACCAAACAGUACAGCGACCCAGGUGCUGCACGAUACUCGCCAUCCCUUGAGCGACAGCGCUGCUACCCGCUACGCAGAGGCGACAGUGCAAACUACCCCUUGGACACACGCUACCAUAGCACCCUGCCUCGCAUUGCUAGCGCCGCGGACGAAGAGGCCAGUGAGGGGGCAGCUGGUACUGAAUCUGCUUUGUCAGACAAGCCAGAAGAGCUCGAGGGUGCUGGUCAAGCCUCAGAAACUGGAAGCUCUGGUCCAGACCUGGAGGAGAACAUCAACAACAGCAGCAACAACACUAGCUGUCUAUUCUCUUCAUCUCAUCUGCAGGACAACAGUGCCAGGGAUUGUGGGAUACCCAAGAACGUGAAGACAGAUUCACACAAACAUUUGCCGAUGGACUGUGGCGAGACCACUUUUAGCACUCAUUUGCAAUCAAAUACAAACACACUCACGCAUGGAAACAUCCAUCAUACUGACACGGAUAAAGUGGACUACACACGUAACGCCGUUACUGACAUCAGUCCAUCGGACAAACUAGCGUCCACUCUGGACGAUUGGAUCUACUCCAGUCUGAGGACUCAAAAAGGAAGUCAAGAGUGUGCGGUGACUGUAAGCCGCACCUCACCCGAACAAGAAUAACAGCAUGUUCAGAAUGGUUCGGGCCAUGCUUGAAAUGGUAGAGCCACUAGGUUUGUGUCUAGAUGGUAACCCUCAUCUUGUGAAAUUCAUAUACAACAUUCAUACGUGUUUAUUUGGAUUCCUGAAGCAACCCUACCCCUAACACUGUCUCUUCACCAGACACACGUGCCGCGUCAGAACAUCAAUUGAUGAACGCCCCAUUUCUAUUUACUCGGACCACAUUGUUUUCCCUAUUCAACUGAAAUAAAAUGUUUUUGUUUACAAAUCAUAUGUGCGGGGGGGCCUGGGUAGGCUACCACACCUGGAGUCGUGAGUUUGAAUCCAGGGCGUGCUGAGUGACUCCAGCCAGGUCUCCUUAGCAACCAAAUUGGGCCGGUUGCUAGGGAGGGUAGAGUCACAUGGGGUAACCUCCUCGUGGUCACUAUAAUGUGGUUCUCGCUCUCGGUGGGGCGUGUGGUGAGUUGUGUGUGGAUGCCGCGGAGAAUAGCGUGAAGCCUCCACACGCGCUACAUCUCCAUGGUAACGUGCUCAACAAGUCACGUGAUAAGAUGCGCGGAUUGACGGUCUCAGACGCGGAGGCAACUGAGAUUCGUCCUCCGCCAUCCAGAUUGAGGAGAGUCACUACACCACCACGAGGACUUAUGGUGCGUUCAUAUACAACGCAAAAAAAAUGUUCGCCUCAUAUUGUAACGCAAACCUGCGAGUAUUCCCGCUUCUCUUCCGGAAAUGCACAGGAGGCGGGGCUUCUACGACUUGGUUCAUAGUAAAGUUCAACCAAUCGCUGGAAUCGAGUAGAUGCGCAUAUUUUCAGAACUUACCAGGCCGUCCGACUUCCUCGCUCGCUUUCCUCCAAGCGACGUCUUUAUUCGUCCGGUCUCUGUACAUGUAUGACGUUGUGUCAUGUGAUUCCGGGUGUCCACACACCGCUACAAUUCUUUCAUUAAUUGUUCCAGAUUUCUUCUGCUAUGACAGAGACAUCCGGACAAUCUUAAUGCUGACAGGCUUUCGCGACAACGCGCCAUGCGGAAUAUUCGCUCGAGGUGAAAUACGUAAACUUGCGCGAAUACGCGAACGAAGCGAUUUCCCGUGUUUGAGUCGCUCCACUCGCUUCAUUCGUGUCGCUCGUGUGAAUUCAUGUCUAUUCGCAUCUUUGCGUUGACUUUGUAUGCAAGCGUGCCGCACGAAACACUCGAUUCGCCUUGUAUGUGAAUGCACCAUUAGAGCGCAUUGGGGAUUGGGUAUUCCAAAUUGGGGAGAAAAUCCACACACACAUACACAUUCGCACACACACACACACACUCACACUCUCGCACA